AUGAGCAUAGAAAGGUCCCUAGCCACAUACAGAAUCCAGUCUCAAAGCCAGAACUCUUCGUUCGACGGAUACUUCAUCCUUUCACUGAUGGUAAGAUAUCCUCGAUGAAAUCGAAAAACUCGAUCCGAUUCUCCGCAGAUCGCCGCAGGCCUUGGAGUUACCACAUUCGCCUACCGUCGUUUCAGCUUGUCUUCUUUGUCUAUAUUCUGCACAACGUCUACAACGGAGACCAUCAAUGACGUCACGACUGUAACGUUGCUCCUCGCCUUAUGUGACGUCAUCGCUUUUAUCUAUACCGUCGUUCUAUAUUUCAUCAAUGCUCGGCAGAAAGGAAAGUUGGUUUUUUACUGUCAACACAGCUUUGAACUUUUCUGCAAAUCUUAACCACUUUCCGAUCAAUUCGUUUAAAUGAACUUCACAAUCAGCUUAAUUUUUCUCCAUGUCAUUUUCUCACUGGUUCUGAGCCGUAGCUAAUUGGAAACUUUCACGCUACAACUGCAAGCAUUAAAAAGGGGAAAAUUCUGCGUAGCACUUAAAAAUGAGAGCACGAUUCAGAAAGAAAAAAGACAAGGCAGUCUGUUUCAAAUCCGCGCGACUGGGGUACGUAAUACACAGUUCAUCAAACGAAGAUUUUAGACUGACCUACGGAAACAUCGAAGUGAAGAGUCAGCGAAUGGAAAACGACGCUGCAUACAAGCUUUUGAUGCCCUUGAUAGUAUUCCAUCUGACAUUUUUCUUGACUUUCAACCUCGCCGUUGCCAGUCUCAAGAAGCUGAAACAUCUUUUUUCUCGAGAGAGCGAUUUCCAAGUUUUCAUCUCCUCUCUUUACGUCAGCUUCUCUCAAACUAUCAAGAGCUUCAAAAACGUUCAGGUUGUUCCCAUCUACACGUUCGUUUCCCCACUGAUUAUGCAGCAUAUCAUGGUUCGAGGAGCAAGGCUACGCAAAGAAAAACUGCAACAGGUCCGACGCGUUGAUCCAAAUCAAAACGAUACAUAUUUCAACAUGUAUCGGGACAUGUGGAACCAGCCUUGAACUAUUGGAGAGAAUAAAUAUUCAUAGUAUUCUUGAAUUUGAUGAAAUUAGUGAAACGAAGAAAAAAUUCUCUGGAGUCAAUACUGUAAAUAUUAUAAAGAUGAUUCAUAUAUUGGAAAAAUUGACAGAAAGUUGGGAUUGUCAAGGUGGAAUAAAUAAAAAUCAUGAUUAUUACGAAAAUCUGAAAUUAUCUAACAAAAAUAGAAAGAUGGAAAGAAAUUAUUCAUAAAAAGAAAGAAAAAAAUCGUCAAAAAUAUGAAAAAGCAUGUUAAUUUUUUGUUUUUUUAAAACCUUAUAAACUCUUCCACAUAUGAAUACGAUACGAACGCGAUUGAACAGAAAAAAAAGUCUUUUUUUGAAGUUUAUGGAAAACUACAUUUUUUUUCUAUAAAAUUUUUGAGUCGAAACUUUUUGUCAUAGUACAAAAACUUGACCUCUUUAUUGUAGAAUUAAAUUAUUCAUUCAAAUUAUUGAAAUUAUUAGAUGAUUGUGGAAAUUGAUAGUUCAGUUUCUAUAAUUCUUUUUUUUUACCAAACUUUCAAACCAAUGGAAGAAAAUAUUCAGGUCGAAGCCCUCAAAUGCAUUUAUAGGCCGUAAAAAGUGCUAAUAUAUGUGUACUAGAAUAGGCAAGGUCUAUUUUAUAAAGCUUUCGCCGGUUAACUUUAAUUUUCAAAACUAUUCACUUCUAGAAUGUGAAAUUUUUAAAGUACAAGAGUAAAUUUUUUCCUUAUCAAAAACCCAAUUAACAGCCGAUGGAAAUUUAUUUCUGUGCCAAUCUAUAACCUAUUUUAAGAUAUUUUUCCGCUCGAAAAUGACGUAGCAAAAUCACAAUCCUAUUCGUCCAUCCCCAUUAAGUCUAUUGUUGAAUCAACCUAUUUUUACCCUUUUUAUUGAAAUUUUCGCAGCACUUCCAUCACUUACGGUCCCAUUUCCAGUAUAUUGUUCAAGAUGGAAUGCCGAAUCGCAAAGGAGCAAAUCGCCAAUCCUUGGCAACACGUAGUUCCUUUCUACCAGUUGUUUUUUGCGAUUCUAACAAUUGCUGCCAAUCUUCGCUUGCAUUUUUAUGCUAAGAACAAUACUUAUUUCCACGCAAGCUUCAAGGUACGUUAAUUGAAAAAACUUAUCGACUGAAGUUUACAAAAUAAAUUUUUGAGUCUUUUAUCAAAAAUCUUGACAAUACCGCUGAAGACUGUUUUAGAAAAAGUCUCGAGAAAAGACUAUUUCGAAAAAGGACUUUUUCAAAUCUUCGUCUUGCAGGUUUUUCAAUCUAUUGUCGUCAUUAACACUAUUCACUCUGUAUUUAUAAUUAUUCAAAUGGUGAUAAAAUUUCAAGAAUGAGAAAAAACAUCAAACUUUUUUAUUCCAGUUUCAUCAUUUAAUAUCUUGGCGGAUCGAAGGAUCCUGCGAUGCUAUGACCUCCGGACUCGUUUGUCUCUCUCUUAGGGCUCCCAUUGUUUUUUGCUUCUCGUAAGUUCACCUGUUACUGCGAAAAAGAGCCAUUUCGAGUGAUUCAAGUAUGAACGCCCUUCUUCAUUGUGGAAUGAGCAUCGAAAGGACUCUAGCAACGUUCCGAAGCAAUGCUUAUGGAGGAGAGCUCUUCGUUCUCUGGAUACAUCAUUUUAUUUUUGAUGGUUAGAACAUCAAGAGCUUUUUUCGAUGUAGAAAGCCAAAAGUAUUCUGGAAAUACUUGAUUCAAUACACUUUUUUGAGGUCGUGUUCGGUGUAUUCGUGACAAUCUACUCCCAUCACAAGUACAACAUGAACUCGUUCUCGAUUUUUUGCAUGAGUUCGAGUGCCGAAACUCUCAAUGACGUCACGUCGAUGUCGUUACUUCUAGCGAUAUGUGACCUCAUCGCUUUCCUAUACACCGUCGUUUUGUACUUCAUCAAUGCCCGACAAAAGAGACGGUGCUUCCGUUCGAUAGGAAAACGAAAUUUCAUGAGAAAUUUAGACUAUCUUUCGGAAAUCUUCAAGUGAAAAGUCAACGAAUGGAGAACGAGGCAGCGUACAAACUUCUGAUGCCUUUAAUCGUAUUCCAUCUCCUAUUUUUUCUGAGUUUCAAUCUUGCUGUUGGAAGCCUCAAAAAACUUCAGCCUCUUUUCACUCGUGAAAGCGACUUCCAUGUUUUCAUCACUUCGCUUUACGUCAGUUGCUCUCCCUAAAAUGACAAGAAGUACACGCUCAGGUUAUCCCCAUCUACACAUUCGUUUCGCCACUGAUUAUGCAGCAUAUCAUGGUUAGAGGAGCACGGCUGCGAAGGGAAAAACUUGUGGAAGUCAGACGCAUUGAACUCAACGAAAACGACACUUACUUCAAUAUGUACCGCGACAUGUGGCAGAUGUCUCAAACAACGAUGUGA
Molecule: messenger RNA, 3392 nt
Organism: Caenorhabditis auriculariae
Lineage: Eukaryota; Metazoa; Nematoda; Chromadorea; Rhabditida; Rhabditidae
Source: the annotation of a GenBank genome assembly